Molecule: messenger RNA, 1968 nt
Organism: Nicotiana attenuata
Lineage: Eukaryota; Viridiplantae; Streptophyta; Magnoliopsida; Solanales; Solanaceae
Exons: 7
Coding region: 1-1968 (655 amino acids)
Source: RefSeq, a predicted model, not a curated record
AUGGUCGGAGACCAGGAUACUUCAAAUACAAUUAACCCUAGUUUGGACACAACUAGUCCACUCUACGUGCACCCGUCUGAGAGUGCUGGAACAGUGCUAGUACCGAAUAAAGUCGGAUUCAUCACCGGAAAAUAUAAGAAGCCGAGCUCCGAUGAUGCGAACUUUGACCAGUGGGCUCGAUGCGAUGACAUGGUGACGUCGUGGAUUCUUAAAUCGCUCUCAAAAGACUUGGAAGAUAGUUUGCAAUACGUCAAUGAUGCCAAGGAGUUAUUGCAGGAAUUGGAGGAUCGAUACGAUCAAACCAACGGGGCAAAACUCUAUCAGCUUCAAAAAGAGAUAAAUGACCUUAGUCAAGGUGCUCUAGAUAUCACAGGUUGUGGAGCCAAGGCAAAGAUGCACAUAGCUGAACAGGAUCGCAGGCUCAUUCAGUUCCUAAUGGGACUUAAUGAAGUUUAUACAGUUGUGAGGGGUAGCAUCUUGAUGAUGAAUCCAUUACCUAGCAUUGCACAAGCCUUUUCCAUCUUAAUCCAAGAGGAGAAGCAAAGAGAAGUCAGGCCGAUUAACCAACUGGCCAUGGAAUCUGCAUCACUCAAUGUCAAUGGACCUGGUCAGAAUACAUUCAGAACCAACUAUGCUCCACAUAGACAUGGUACAGGGAACAAUUCAUUCAGAGGAAAUGGAAAUCACACAAACAAUAAGUCAAGACUUUCUGUGGUUAUUGCAAGAAGCCAGGACACACAAGGGAAACCUGUUAUAGGAUACAUGGAUUUCCAUAAGACUUCAAGUUCACUAAGGGCAGAAAUGCAGGGUCUGCUGCAAAUGUUCACGGAGGCUGUGAAGAGUCUUUUGGUGGAAGUGUUGAAGGACCAGAAAACAAUCCAAACCAAUGUGUGCCAGGGGAAAAUCCAAACAACAUUGCUUGUGGAGUUGCCAAUUUUGCAGGCCCCUUCAAUGAAGAGGCCUCUUGAAAUUGGUAAGGCAAGAAGUGGUCUAUACUUCCUCUGCUCAGUGUGCCUCAGUCAUGAGUCCAAGUCAAAUUUCAUUUCUGCUUUCAACUUUGAUGUUUUCAAGCACUUUAGUUCAUGCCUUCCUACAUCUCUAAAUACUACAAGUAGAACUGAGAGUCAUCCCCUUCAUUCAUCUACAUUUGCAGAUAAAUCAUCAUGUCCACCUAAUGCUGUAAAUAUGCUCCAUUCAAUAAAUAAGGCAAACUCUUCUACUGUUAAUUCCAUUUCAAUGUCUUCUAUUAUGUCUCAUGGAAAUGCUGUUGAUCAUUUGUGUCACAAUAGGCUAGGACAUAUCCUCAAAGCCUUCAUUUCCAUGAUAGAAUAUCAGUUCAAAACCACAGUCAAAAUCAUCAGGUCUGACAGUGGCCCAGAAUUGCCCUCCAUAGCUCUUAAAAACAAAAGCCCUUUUGAAAUUCGAUAUGACAGUAAACCAAAUUAUUCACAUCUUAGGAGUUUUGGCUGCCUCGGUUAUCCCACUACCUUGAAAAGUCAUAAGGAUAAGUUUGAACCAAGAUCCACACCUCAUGUGUUCAUAGGAUAUCCCUUUGGGACAAAGGGGUACAAGGUCCUAGACUUGGCCACUAAGAGGAUACAUGUUUCCAGGGAUGUCCAGUUUUAUGAAAACAUAUUUCCCUUUGCCACUAAUUCUGAGCCAAGUCCUUCUAGCUUCCCUAGCUCAUUUUCAAAUUCCACUCCUACAUUUGUUGACUCUGAUCCUUGUAGUUUGAGAAAUAGUCAUUUAUCUGAUAGGAAUGCACACCCUUUUGAUUCUGUCACCACUGACUCACCUAACAGUUCACCUAUCCUUACCACUUCACCUUUUGAAAACCAAAUCACUACAAAUCAGGAUACUACUUCACUUGAAAGGCAUGCACAACAACAGAAUGAUGUUUCCACCCUCACUAACCAAUCAAAUCUUCCACAUUUGAGAAGAUCCUCUAGAACUCAUACAACUCCCUGA